CCCGGUGCUGGCGGAGGAAGCGACGCUGACGCAGCAGCGCGGAGCCCGGCGUUCGGGCGCCGCUGGAUCUCGCCCCACCCGGGGUGACAAUGAAACCACCUGCCUGUAACAACGUGCAAGCAGUCAAAUACCUGGGAUUUAUCUCUACUGUGUGCCCUGGACCAGGAUUCAGAUGAUCUUUACUAGAUAUGAGACUAGACAUUGAUCCUAUGACGCAUGCCCGGAAGAAACAACUUUUCCUUCUGAAACGUCCAGCUGGUUCUGCUGGCCAGGUUUCAUCACCCACAGGCAACGGGAGGAUGGACAGGACUCAGGCGGAGUGCAGCGAGCAAAAGGACAGGGAUGCCACUGAGGUUGCCAGCAGUUUGAGUGGAUUUGUGGGGACAAGCAAAAGCAAGAAUUUGCAGGAAGUCCGAAAAACGUACCCGCUGCGGAAACGUCUGCUCCCUUCAGUGAACAAAAAGACCUGCAAAGUGCUUCUCACCAGGCUGGAGGAUGUGGCUGGAUCUCUGUCAAAAGAGACCCACAGCUGCAAAAAAAAGGAACUUCCCAGCUGGGUGGAAGAGUUGGGGUCCACCUUUUUUGCUGAACAAGUUAAGCCUGUGGGGGCGGGCAAGAGUGAUUCAGCUGGGGAAAAGUGCACAGUAACUUAUCCAGGGACAGAGGAAGACCUUGAUGCUGCUCCUUCAGAGCCCAGGAAACGCAGACUGGCCUCUCUGAAUGCGGAGGCUGUGAACAAUCUGCUCUUUGAGCGGGACGAUGGCUUGUUGUCUGGCAGGCGCUUUCGGAGGGACCCUGCCAAAGCCAGUGGAGACUGUACUGCCAAGAGCAUGCAUUGCAAGGCAGGUGACAGCUGGCCUGCCUUGGAAAAGACAGCUGUGAAAACAGGUAAAGGCAAAAAUCGACAUGAGGCCAGUCAGAAAUACAAUAGCUGUGACCAUUCACUGGAUGAGGUCUUUGAUGACGGGUUAAGGAGAGAGGAUAGUGCCAUCUCCUAUCAUCCCACCCCAAAGAGACUGGCCAGCCUGAACGCUGUGGCUUUCUUGAAGCUGACCCAUGAGAAAGACCAGCCCCUGAAGCAGAGGAGUAAGUCAGAUGGAGAGGGCAAGUCUGAGAACCACUGCUCAAAGUCUACACUCAAAUGGGCCAAAGCCAAUAGGAAGAAUUGUGUCAAGUCCAAAAAGGAAGCGGCCAGCUUAAAAAUGGAAGGUCAGCACAGCUGGCGAGGGCUCACUCUGGGUGCUUUUGGGAAAGCAGAACAGCAGGACUCCUCUAGGCUCUACAGGACAGCCCAACCUGUCCCUUAUGAAUCGCAGUCUAGUAUGGAGGGUUUCUACCAUAGACUGCCUUUGCUCAUGGGUGGGCAAGCUUCCAUGAAGCCAGAAUAUGGAAGACCUGGAGAGAAAUCCCCGACUCCAAAACAGGAAUUUCAUCAGCCUUCCUUUCCUGUGCAGCAGUUCCCCCCUUUGCCUGUUCCUGGGAAUCACACAGAUUGUGGCUGUCUCUAUGAAUCCUCAGAUCUGGCUCCGUUGAACGGGUUUUAUGUUUGUUAUGGCCAAAGUGGAUACCGUGGCUACUCUCACUGCUCAGUUUACCCCAAGGACGAACUUUCGCAGCCUGCUACCUGUGAAGGGCUCUUGGUAUCGCCUGGUUCCUUGCCAUCAGGCACUCAUUUUCAGCCACUCCACUGGUGCAGCUCCCCAUACUGCUGUGGAGAAGGAACAGCCAUCAACAGCUACAGUGUCUGUGGUGUUGUACAUGUGCCGGAUGGCAGGAUCAGCAGUGUGCACACAGGACGGAACAGCUACCCCUACAAAAUGCCUUUUGCAGCAGAAGGCUGCAAGUCUCUGGACCAGCUGAACCUCACAAUUCCGGUGGCAGGGCACCCUGCGUCACCUGCCCACCCGCUCUCAGGAUGUCCUGUACCCAGCGUGCCGCCAGCUGCAGAACCUGUUCCUCAUCUGCAGACCCCCAACUCUGACCCUCAGACCAUGGCCCGUGAAUGUCCCCAGAGCUCAAAGCCUCCCAGUGGCUCCAAAUCUGGUCUCCGAAAUACGCCAGGCUGUCUGCAUGCCUCUGACAGCAAAACGGUGGGAGGCCAUUCCCAUCCAAAGCAACAGCGCAUCAGCAGGCGAAGGGCCACCAAUGGCUGGAUACCUGUUGGCACAGCCUGCGAAAAGGCUGUCUAUGUUGUGAAUGAACCUGAACCAGCCGUUCGCAAGAGCUAUCAGGCUGUGGAGAGAGAUGGAGAGAUUAUCCGGGUACGAGAUACUGUCCUCUUGAAAUCAGGACCCAGGAAGAAAUCUAUGCCAUAUGUUGCGAAGAUAUCGGCACUGUGGGAAGACCCCAAAACAGGGGAGCUGAUGAUGAGCCUCCUGUGGUAUUACAGACCAGAGCACACUCAGGGAGGCCGCAAUCCCAGUAUGCAUCAGAAUGAGAUCUUUGCAUCCCGACAUCAGGAUGAAAACAGUGUUGCCUGCAUAGAGGAGAAGUGCUACGUGCUGACCUUUGCAGAGUACUGCAGAUUCUGUGCCUUGGCAAAGCGUCGAGUCGAAGGGAUCCCUGGCAGGAAAGCUGUCAUGGUUCCUCCCUCGGAAGAAUACUCCACACCUCUGCACCGCAAGGUGCCUGAGGACACUGACCCUGAGCUGGUUUUUCUCUGUCGUCAUGUCUACGAUUUCAGACACGGGCGCAUCUUGAAGAAUCCACAGUAGCAUGGCUCUGCACUGAGACUGUGGUGAGGGUGAGCAGCGCUGGGGAGCUGAUGGCAGGACGGCAGCCUGGGACAUCUGUGUGCUCCCACCCAUUUAUCUUGUGCUGCUCGCAACCAAGAGCUCUCAGUGCUCUUUCCUUGGACUGAAAGGCGUGCAUGGGAGCAGAUCCCUGUGGAGGAAGGCAGUGGUUGAAAGCACAGCACUUCGUUAAAAGCAUAAAUGAAAAUAUAGACGUUAAAAUAAAUAUAUGUAUAUAGAUAUAGGUACUUGCAUAUGUAAAUCUAUAUCUAUAUAUGUAUCUAGAGAUGCAUAUAUUGGGAAGGGUUUGUAGGGGAUAAAAGCCAGUAAGCUGAAUCAGAGCCAUUGUUGGUGGGAGUGGUGGGAAGACACAGGAGGGAUGUGGUGGUGUGUUAUGUGAGUCAAGCUGUAAUAGUCCUGUGGUUCUCGUGUCCUCGUGUGAAGUGGGAGGACUGAGACCAGUUCCUUGGCAGACCGCAGGAACCUCCUCUGUCCAAAAAGAAAGAGAGAGGAUUCCUGGUGAGCGAGAGCUUCUUCGAAAUACAGCUGUUGUUUUUGAGGCUACUUGAAUGCAGAGUAGCCUUGAGUCACACUUGAGUAGGUUUUGCAAGGAAGAGCUAUUCCCUUUUUUUCUUCCUCAUCUUUCUCUUCCCCUCACCUUCUUAAGAACUGUUUUGCAACUCACUGUUUGGACUGAGGCUUGACAGCCAGGCUUGGAAAUCUGCUCCAGCUCAGAGACAGGGAAGGACCUGGCGGGAUUGAUGGCUUUAUGUCCUGGCAUGACAUUGUGGAGAGCUGUACCCACACCCACAGGAUUGCAGCAGAUGUGCAUUGCCCUAAAGCUGGGAGCGCACCAAGUGGGCUCCGUUGGUGGAAACCAGGUUUUCUCUUCUGAGCACUGCUUGCUCAUAUAGCAUAGAAAGCUUUAGGGAUAGAAGUGGGUUUACUCUUUCGUCCAGUUCAUUCGUCUGUAAUGUCCUUUAACACCAUCUUCUCAUUGUGAAGAAGCUAGAUGACAAACACUUAAAGUGUUGCUUUUAGCUUUUUUUUUUAUAAUUUAGCCCCCCUUUAUGUCUCUGUUCUGACCCUGAGUUUCUCAUUGAAGCCACCAGCAGAGCUGUUUCAGUGCUGCGCUGCAGCUUUCUCCCCAUCUCCAAACUCAUCCUGUCAUCUGAGCAAGCUCACCAAAGUGGCUUUGUGGCUCCUGAAAGGAACUGAGUAUUGGGGAAGGGUUUGCAUUGAAAAAUGUAACCUGAGCCUCAUAAAUAUUUCUUUGCCUCUUGC
Lagopus leucura (white-tailed ptarmigan) is the source of this 4016-nucleotide messenger RNA. It is a transcript of the gene BAHD1, whose product is annotated as bromo adjacent homology domain containing 1. Bases 189 to 2714 code for a protein of 841 amino acids. The transcript is spliced from 8 exons. Gene Ontology annotation, molecular function: chromatin binding. The record is from RefSeq and is a predicted model, not a curated record. Lineage: Eukaryota; Metazoa; Chordata; Aves; Galliformes; Phasianidae.